AUGCAAUCGGACAUCUCUCCAGCCAAGGCCAACCUUGUAUGUCUUGGAGACUGGGAAUGUGGAACAAUCAUCCUCCUCAUUGCCUUUGCCCUCAUCCCCAUCAUCCUUGUUGUCCUUGUCAUCCUCAUUGCCCUCAUUGCCCUCAUCAUCCUCAUCAUCAUCGUUGUGUCAUCCUCAUUGCCCUCAUUGCCCUCGUCAUCCUGGUCCUCAUCAUCCUUGUCCUCAUCAUCCUCAUCCUUGUCAUCCUGCCUGCCCUUGUCCUUCACCCUCCCAUCGUCACUUUCCUUAUCAACAUCCCUGGAAAACCUGCCCAUCACAGCCUGUCUACUCUUUUUUGCAGCACUUGAAGCUGCAUACGAGCACACAACACCUAUGCUCCCGACUCCGGACCUCUGCUCCGGAAUCCCAUUUGCGUCUCCGUCUCUGGAACCUCCGGUCUUAGCUCCGACCUUGGACUUUGACCCCACCUCUGCUUAUACCCAUUGUAUUGGUUAG
Messenger RNA from Cantharellus anzutake, 495 nucleotides. RefSeq lists its product as uncharacterized. The record is from RefSeq and is a predicted model, not a curated record. The transcript has 2 exons. NCBI's taxonomy places the organism in Eukaryota, Fungi, Basidiomycota, Agaricomycetes, Cantharellales, Hydnaceae. The coding region runs from base 1 to 495 and encodes 164 amino acids.